Molecule: messenger RNA, 3005 nt
Organism: Cebus imitator (Panamanian white-faced capuchin)
Lineage: Eukaryota; Metazoa; Chordata; Mammalia; Primates; Cebidae
Gene: GLYCTK
Product: glycerate kinase
Exons: 4
Coding region: 1064-2635 (523 amino acids)
Biological process (GO): protein phosphorylation
Cellular component (GO): cytoplasm
Molecular function (GO): glycerate kinase activity
Source: RefSeq, a predicted model, not a curated record
GGGUCUUUGUUGUCCCUGCACCUCUCUACAGGUUCCUGACCUUCAGCCCAAGGCUUCUUUAGCUUUUACUCUGCCCAGUGAGGAAAAUGGCUUUUUGGGCUUAGCUUUGGGAGCCUGGCCUUUGCCUACUUCAGCCCCUGGGCUCUCACCACUGUGAGUGGUGUGACGUAGGACUUGUUUUUGUUGUCUUGGAACCAGAAGGGGUGUUCUUGGCAGGGUUGGGUCUGGCCAGCUAUGUAGGUAGAAGGGCAUCCUUUUCUGUCCUGCAAUUGGGCUUCAUGGCACAUGGCCUCACAUGGUGCCUGGGGACUUUCCUAAGGUUCCACCAUGAGCCAGACUUUGUUCCAAUUCCUGAUUUAAACCUAAACUUCUUGCUAAACUGGUCCUGAAUACUGGGAUUCCUCAGAUUUCAUGCCCUGAAGAUGUGCUGUGGGCUUGAUCUGAUAAACCUUUAGCCUCCUGUAGCUCCUGACUUCCCAGGCUCCUAAUCCCAGUCUCAUAAGAUAAUGAAAUAGAAUAGGCUGGAGGUCAAUGGGCUCAGGGUCAGUUGGUGGGACAAUCAACAGCCUCCUGGCAGCAGAGGUGGUAAAGAGGCAAGGAAGGAGUGCCAGAAAGGGGCGUUGCCCCUGGGUAAGAGCUCAGAAAUGCAGGGGGUGGAAAAGGGGUGGGAUGGGAUCCCACUGGUAGAAAUUACUCCGUCUGUCAAUGAUUAACUCCCAGCCUAAGGGAUGGCCUAGGAGGAGGGCCCAGCUAAGAGGAACUUUGGACUUGAGGCAGGGUAUCCAGAUAGCCGGCGUGUGGUCUGCAGAAGAGAAGGACAUGGCUGAGUGGCAGGGCUGGUCUCCAAGGACUGGAGUGAGAUCCUGCAGCUGUGGGCUUCAAGAAGUCUCCUGGGGCUAUCAGAUGGCUACUUCUUGUAGCAGCAGCUGUGGGGUCCACUGGCCCUGAGCCCUGAGAGGGGUAGCUGUGGGGGACCUCCUGUCCUUUUCCUUGCAGGGGCCUCAGUUGUGCUUUUCCCCUCUAGGCAGCCAUGGGUGCCAGGCAGUGCUGAGAGCAGUGGGGCAUGGCCGCAGCCCUGCAGGUUCUGCCCCGCUUGGCCCGAGCCCCCUUGCAUCCAUUCCUCUGGGGGGGCCCAGUGGCCCGGCUGGCCAGCAGCAUGGCCUUGGCAGAGCAGGCGCGACAGCUGUUUGAGAGUGCUGUGGGUGCAGUGCUGCCGGGCCCCAUGCUGCAUCGGACACUGUCCUUGGACCCUGGUGGCAGACAGCUGAAGGUGCGGGACCGGAACUUUCAGCUGAAGCAAAACCUCUACCUGGUGGGCUUUGGCAAGGCUGUGCUGGGCAUGGCAGCUGCAGCUGAGGAACUACUGGGCCAGCAUCUCGUGCAGGGUGUGAUCAGCAUUCCCAAGGGGAUCCGUGCUGCCAUGGAGCGUGCUGGCAAGCAGGAGAUGCUACUGAAGCCACAUAGCCGUGUCCAGGUAUUUGAGGGUGCAGAGGACAACCUCCCGGACCGUGAUGCGCUGAGAGCUGCAUUGGCCAUCCGGCAGCUGGCUGAGGGACUCACAGCUGAUGACCUGCUGCUCGUACUGAUCUCAGGUGGGGGGUCAGCCCUGCUGCCUGCCCCCAUCCCACCUGUCACACUGGAGGAGAAACAGACACUCACCAAACUGCUGGCGGCCCGUGGAGCCACCAUCCAGGAGUUGAACACCAUUCGGAAGACCCUGUCCCAGCUCAAGGGUGGGGGGCUGGCUCAAGCCGCCUACCCUGCCCAGGUGGUGAGCCUCAUCCUGUCCGAUGUGGUGGGGGACCCUGUGGAGGUGAUUGCCAGUGGCCCCACUGUGGCCAGUUCCCACAGUGUGCAAGAUUGCCUGCAUAUCCUCAACCGCUAUGGCCUCCGUGCAGCCCUGCCACGUUCCGUGAAGACUGUGCUGUCUCGGGCUGACUCUGACCCCCAUGGGCCACACACCUGUGGCCAUGUCCUGAACGUGAUCAUUGGCUCUAAUGUGCUGGCACUGGCUGAGGCCCAGCGGCAAGCCGAGGCACUGGGCUACCAGGCUGUGGUGCUUAGUGCAGCCAUGCAGGGUGAUGUGAAAAGUGUGGCCCAGUUCUACGGGCUGCUGGCCCAUGUGGCUAGAACCCACCUCACCCCAUCCAUGGCUGGGGCUUCUGUAGAGGAAGAUGCGCAGCUCCAUGAGCUGGCAGCUGAGCUUCAGAUCCCAGACCUGCAGCUGGAGGAGGCUCUGGAGACCAUGGCUCGGGGAAGGGGUCCAGUCUGCCUGCUGGCAGGUGGCGAGCCCACAGUGCAGCUGCAGGGCUCAGGCAAGGGUGGCCGGAACCAGGAACUGGCCCUGCGUGUUGGAGCAGAGUUCAGAAGGUGGCCACUGGGGCCUAUAGAUGUGCUAUUUCUGAGUGGUGGCACCGAUGGGCAGGAUGGGCCCACAGAGGCUGCUGGGGCCUGGGUCACACCUGAGCUUGCCAGCGAGGCUAUAGCUGAGGGCCUGGACAUGGCCACUUUCCUAGCCCACAAUGACUCACAUACCUUCUUCUGCCGUCUCCAGGGCGGGCUGCACCUGCUGCACACAGGGAUGACAGGUACCAAUGUCAUGGACACCCAUCUCUUGUUCCUGAGGCCUCGGUGAUGGCAUAGGUCACAUUUUGGGAGUUCAGAGGAGGCCUCCAAGGGCAAGGUCAGAUGGCAGACCAAGGUUGCUCCUCAGGGCCUCACUAGGCUUUAGGGCUCCUCCUUGGCAUUGGCUGCUUGGUUGGCUGUCACUUCUCACUCAGGGCCUCUGCUCUAUGUCCAUUCCCCUCCAGCCAGACUGGCAGAUGGGGGCUCCCCUCUACUCCUACUCUCUGGAUGGCAGCAGGUACCCCUGAGGAUGAGUAUAAGCCCCUCACCCAGUUCACUGUUCCCAUGCUUCUCCCUAGGCAGCCUCUCUGUUGAGCCCCUCACCCUGUUUUUUUCUGUGAAGCGAAAGUGUCUGAAAAUAAAUAGGACUAUGCCAUAGG